AUGGCCAACGAGAUCUCGGAAAAGCCUCAGAUGGCCGCGGCGGAAGACCCCCCGAGUCGCGACUCCAGUCAACGUGACUCGGAAAAGGGUCGAAAUUCUACUGGAUCCGGAGCGGCGUUGGAGAAGGCGGACACGACAGUUAUUAAGGCGGUUAAGGAAUUGGAUAACGACCCCUUCAAGCACCUUCCCGCCAAUGAGGCGGAAAUUCUCAAGAAGCAGGUCAUAACACCUGACGUGAAGACUGGCGUCCUCACGUUAUACCGAUACUCCUCCCGGAAUGAUCUCAUCAUUAUGGCCGUGAGCGCCGUUUGCGCUAUCGCAGGUGGCGCCGCCUUGCCAUUGAUGACGGUCAUUUUCGGUAACCUCCAAAAUACCUUUCAGGGGUUUUUCCUCGGCACCACUGAUUACAAUGCCUUCACAGACAAGAUGACCAGUCUUGUCUUGUAUUUCGUGUACCUGGCUAUCGGUGAAUUCGUAACCAUCUAUGUCGCCACUGUCGGUUUCAUCUACACGGGCGAGCAUAUCAGCGCCAAGAUUCGCGAGCACUACCUUGAGAGCUGCAUGCGCCAGAACAUCGGCUUCUUCGACAAGCUUGGUGCCGGCGAGGUUACCACUCGUAUCACCGCCGACACCAAUCUCAUCCAGGAAGGCAUCUCCGAGAAAGUUGGAUUGACACUGACGGCGCUGGCAACAUUUGUAUCCGCCUUUGUUAUUGGCUUUGUCUUCUACUGGAAACUGACCUUGAUUCUAUGUUCUACCCUCAUCGCUCUGUUUUUGGUCAUGGGAACCGGCUCUCGUUUCGUCGUCAAAUAUACGAAGGAUUCCAUUCAGGCUUACGCGGCAGGAGGUAGCGUUGCCGAGGAGGUCAUCAGCUCGAUUCGAAAUGCAGUCGCCUUCGGCACCCAGGACACUUUAGCGAAGCAGUAUGACGCCCACCUCAUCCGAGCUGAAUACUUCGGAUUCAGAAAGGCAGCUUCGGUCGCUUGCAUGGUUGGUGGCAUGUUCUGGAUUAUAUACAUGAACUAUGGUUUGAGUUUCUGGAUGGGCAGCAAAUACCUUGUCGACGGUGUUAUCCCGCUAUCGAGCGUCCUCAUCAUCAUGAUGUCGAUUAUCAUUGGUGCUUUCAAUCUGGGUAAUAUAGCCCCCAACCUCCAAGCCUUCGGCACCGGACUCGCGGCCGCAGCCAAGAUUUUCAACACUAUCGACCGAAUGUCCCCGUUGGACCCCACCUCCGAAGAGGGUGAGAAACUGGAGAAGGUAGUAGGUACGAUCCGCCUCGAGAAUAUUAAGCACAUAUAUCCCUCAAGACCGGAGGUCGUUGUUAUGAAGGAUGUAACGCUAGAGAUUCCGGCAGGCAAGACGACGGCAUUGGUUGGAACAUCUGGAUCCGGAAAAAGUACCAUUGUUGGGCUUGUGGAACGGUUUUACGAUCCAGUGGCGGGCAGGGUGUUACUAGAUGGGCACGAUAUUAGCACCUUGAAUCUUCGAUGGCUGCGUCAACAAAUGUCUCUAGUCAGCCAGGAGCCUACCUUAUUCGCUACCACGAUCUACAACAACAUCAAACAUGGUCUUAUCGGCACGAAGCACGAAAACGAGAGCGAGGAGAAACAAAGAGAGAUGAUCUUCGAAGCCGCAAAGAAGGCUAAUGCUCACGACUUCAUCUCGUCUUUGCCGGAGGGAUACGAAACGAACGUUGGCGAACGUGGAUUCCUGUUAAGCGGUGGCCAAAAACAACGUAUCGCUAUCGCGAGAGCUAUCGUUUCGGACCCUAAGAUUCUUCUACUGGACGAGGCCACAAGUGCGCUAGAUACCAAGUCAGAAGGUGUUGUCCAGGCUGCGUUAGAAGCCGCUGCUGAAGGUCGAACUACCAUUACUAUCGCUCACCGUCUUUCUACCAUCAAGGAUGCUCACAAUAUUGUGUGCAUGUCGCAUGGAACUAUUGUCGAGCAGGGAACACAUGACGAGCUCUUAGAACUCAACGGUGCAUACGCAAAGCUUGUUAGCGCACAGAACAUCGCUGUUGUUAACGAGUUGACUGCGGAAGAGCAAGAAGCCAUCGAUGCUAAGGACGAGAGUCUCAUUCGUACGGCGUCCAAGGGUAGCAAGGCAGGUAUCGUCGAGGAUCCCGAUGACAAUAUUCGCGAUAAACUCAACCGAUCGGCAACCCAAGGAUCCGCAUCUAGCAAAGCUCUUCGAGAUCGCAUACCCGAGAAAAGGAAAAAGUAUUCGCUAUGGACUCUGAUCAGUCUGAUUGGGUCGUUCAACAAAGAGGAAUGGAAGCUAAUGCUCUUCGGCUUGUUCUGGUCUAUCAUCUGUGGUGGUGGUAACCCAACGCAAGCCGUCUUCUUCGCCAAGCAGAUUCUGACGUUAGCUGUGCCUAUUACUCCUGAGAACAGCCACCAGAUCAAGAAGGACAGUGACUUCUGGAGUGCUAUGUUUCUCAUGCUCGCAUUCGUCAUGCUCAUCGCUCAGAUAUUCCAGGGUGUUGCUUUCGCUAAAUGUUCCGAGAGACUAAUCCACCGCGUGAGAGAAAGAGCUUUUAGAGCUAUACUCAGGCAAGAUGUAGAGUUUUUUGUAAGUGUGAUGUCCUCUCCAUUGAUACCCCGAAAAGCACUGCAGCGGGACAAAGAUGAAAAUACCGCCGGCAGUCUCACGUCAUUUUUGAGUACUGAAACUACCCACGUAGCCGGACUUAGCGGCGUUACGCUUGGUACUUUGCUUAUGGUUACUACUACCCUUGUAUCGGCGAUGGUUGUCGGUCUGGCCUUUGGUUGGAAGUUGGCUCUUGUCUGUAUCGCUACGGUUCCUCUUCUGAUAGGAUGUGGCUUCUUCCGGUUUUACAUGCUUGCGCACUUCCAACGUCGCUCCAGGAGAGCUUACGAGCAAAGUGCUACAUACGCGUCUGAAGCUAUCUCCGCAAUCCGUACCGUUGCUUCUCUAACUAGGGAGAACGAUGUUAUGUCACAGUACAGGAAAUCUCUUGCUAUUCAGCAAAGGGCGAGUUUGAUGUCGGUACUAAAGUCUUCGACGCUGUAUGCCCUCUCUCAGUCGCUUACGUUCUUGGUCUUCGCUCUUGGUUUCUGGUACGGCGGUACCUUGAUCGGUAAGAGAGAGUACUCGCUUUUCCAGUUCUUCAUUGUCUUUAUGGAAAUUAUCUUCUCCGCUCAAAGUGCCGGUACUAUCUUCUCGUUUGCUCCCGAUAUGGGCAAGGCGCACAGCGCGGCUGAGGAACUUAAGACACUGUUUGACCGAAAACCGAAUAUCGACACCUGGUCUCAAGAGGGUGAAUCAAUUCAAGCCAUCGAGGGCAACAUUGAAUUCCGAGACGUCCACUUCCGAUACCCGACACGACCUGAGCAACCGGUGCUUCGUGGUCUGAACUUGACGAUUCGUCCUGGACAGUACGUUGCUUUGGUUGGUGCUUCGGGUUGCGGAAAGAGCACUACGAUUGCGCUGUUGGAACGAUUCUAUGAUCCUCUCGUUGGUGGCGUAUUUGUGGACGGAAAGGAAAUUAGCACCCUGAAUGUCAACCAGUACCGAUCUUUCAUCGCUCUCGUAUCCCAGGAACCGACCCUGUACCAGGGCACGAUCAAGGAGAACAUUCUCCUCGGAACUUCUUCCGAGACCGUUUCGGACGAGGCGAUCGAGUUUGCCUGUAGGGAAGCCAAUAUUUACGAAUUCAUCCUAUCUCUGCCGGACGGCUUUAACACGGUCGUGGGUAGCAAGGGUGCCCUACUAUCCGGAGGUCAGAAGCAGCGUAUCGCGAUCGCGCGUGCGCUUAUUCGUGACCCCAAGAUUCUACUUCUGGACGAAGCCACGAGUGCGUUGGACUCGGAGUCGGAGCACGUUGUGCAGGCAGCCCUUGACAAGGCAGCCAAGGGCCGAACUACGAUUGCCGUGGCGCACCGUCUUAGCACGAUCCAGAAGGCUGAUAUCAUCUACGUGUUUGACCAGGGCCGCAUUGUUGAAGAGGGUACGCACGUCGAGCUUAUGAGGAAGAACGGCCGAUACGCUGAGCUGGUCAACCUGCAGAGUCUGGAGAAGACUCGAUAA
Molecule: messenger RNA, 4053 nt
Organism: Daldinia caldariorum
Lineage: Eukaryota; Fungi; Ascomycota; Sordariomycetes; Xylariales; Hypoxylaceae
Product: P-loop containing nucleoside triphosphate hydrolase protein
Exons: 5
Coding region: 1-4053 (1350 amino acids)
Biological process (GO): transmembrane transport
Cellular component (GO): membrane
Molecular function (GO): ATP hydrolysis activity; ABC-type transporter activity; ATP binding
Source: RefSeq, a predicted model, not a curated record